Molecule: messenger RNA, 1017 nt
Organism: Pisolithus orientalis
Lineage: Eukaryota; Fungi; Basidiomycota; Agaricomycetes; Boletales; Pisolithaceae
Exons: 4
Coding region: 212-679 (155 amino acids)
Source: RefSeq, a predicted model, not a curated record
AGCUUGUGUACGAGCUUGCAGAGUACCUGUCCAGAUGGUAUCCUCCGUCCCUCAAAGUCUCGCGUGUCGCACCUUCAUCUUCUACGUCACUGGAGGACGAUGUACCCACCAUCGAAGGUAUCCGUCUGGCCUGGCAUAGCAUGGCGCCCGUCGAAUGGGAUAGGAUGCAUUGAGAAUUGUUAGCUGAUUGACUCAAGUCGAUUUUGCUUUUAUGAUCGAAGGAUCGGACGGCAAGUAUUGCUUCCAGAUUGGGUUGAUCUGUAUACCGGGUACGUACGUUGCCUUACUGCUACGACGAUGGGAGUGUCAUCGAUGCCGAACGGCAACCCUCUUCGGUGACCCAGGUUUCUGGCGUAUGAGGGGCAAUAUCGGCAUACCCCUCGACGAGAUACAUAUAUCAGGUGGCGUGCCGCAAUUCAAACAGAAGCUGCAGAUGAGCAUGAAUCGGUUCUUCAAACGUUCACCUGUCGAUAAACCUGCCGUGUGGAAGACUACUCCAUUCAGGCUGUCUCGCCGACGAAGGAAGCGGAGGACGUCGAUUCGAACGAGCUCAGUUAUUCCUUCACCCAUAACGAUCCGGAAGACAUGUUUGCCGAUGGUUGGGGUCACGGCAUUGCACCAAUCCCGCACCUCUCCGAAGACGCUGCGUCUCCGUACCGAACGUCCAACCCUGCGCUGACUGCCUCGAACGAGUGCGAUCGUGUUCAGAAUUCGGACGUACCGGGUGAAAGUGGAUGAACUGGUCAAAGAGGGCAUAGAAGUUGCUACGAGAUUGGCGAGUGCAGUGGGGAGUUGGCCCUGAGAUAUUGCAGGGUAUAAAGGACGAAAGAGGUAGGGGGAAGGGCUACUUGGGUAUUUAGAUGGGUGGGUGACGAAAAAGGUGGAGGGGGGGCAGUGGAGAGAGGGUUGUCAUAUCCCUUUUGAAGUGUAGGCGUACGUCCCAUGCCGUAUCAACCGACGCUGGUGUGGCUGUCACACAGAUGCCCAUACUGACAACAAUAACUGCACCGUUGCUAC